Messenger RNA from Nymphaea colorata (pocket water lily), 2323 nucleotides. Its product is annotated as protein ELC-like. Gene Ontology annotation, biological process: endosome to lysosome transport; protein transport; protein modification process. The record is from RefSeq and is a predicted model, not a curated record. Gene Ontology annotation, cellular component: ESCRT I complex. Gene Ontology annotation, molecular function: ubiquitin binding. Lineage: Eukaryota; Viridiplantae; Streptophyta; Magnoliopsida; Nymphaeales; Nymphaeaceae. Bases 570 to 1802 code for a protein of 410 amino acids. The transcript has a single exon.
GGCUAGACGUCAACUGCAUAUAAGAAGGGCAUGGGAACGACCAAGUCCCUUCAUUGAGAAAAGCAAAAUCCGACGUUCACGCUGCUCAACUUCCAUGAUCCUCAUCGAAGUGUAACCUGUAAAUCUUGGUCCUCAAUGAGAUGAACGGUAGACAAGAUGCCUCUGUUAGCGUAGAAAAUGUCAAAUAAAUGAAUUCAGAGAAUGAACAUUCAAAGGGGAGGGCCCCUCUCGCGCUUUCGUUGAAACGGAAAAUCCUUGGAGUGGAAGGUGGCUCUGCUGCAAAUUCUUCCUCCUUCUCCCUCCUCCUUAAUCGGUUGACACAGGUAGCAGGCAGUUGACAAUUCGAAGCUUCUUCCUCUCCCUCUUUCACACACACACACGGAGGAAACCUCCUGUGGCCUCACUUCCUUUUUAAGUGGUUUUCUACGCAACAACCGAUCACUUUCUAAAAAUCCCAAUUCCCUUCGUCUCUCUGGUUGUUCAUAUAACUCAAUCUCCAACACCGCCAUCUUUGAUCCGAUAGUUGGUUCUCUCUUUCUCUCUCUGUCUCUCUGUGAGUGAGGGGAACCAUGGUUCCCCCAGGCUAUGGUCUCGAUUCCUCCCAGCGUUCUGUCCAAUUCCUGAACAAGGUCCUCUCCGCGAGAGGGCCUUCCGCUUUGCCAUACAAAGAGGAGGUCAAGUGGUUGAUCAGGCAGCAUCUGUUGAGUCUGCUUCAGGAAUUCCCCAGCCUUCAGGUGAAGACCGCCGUCUUUACCCACAACGACGGCCGGACGGUGAAUCUCCUGCAGGCCGAUGGGACGAUCCCCAUGUUGUACCAGCUAGUCACUUACAACAUCCCCGUUGUCAUCUGGUUGACGGAGCACUACCCGCGCCAAUACCCCUGUGUUUUCGUCAAUCCGACGAGGGAUAUGCUCAUCAGACCCUGCCAUGCCCAUGUCGAUCCCUCCGGCCUCGUUUCCGUUCCCUAUAUGCAGAGUUGGACUUUUCCGAGUUCGAAUCUCGUCGAUUUGGCGAGGAAUAUGAGUCUUCUCUUCGGUAGGGACCCCCCCUUGUACACCAAGCAGCCUGCUCCUGUAGCGCACAGGAUUCAGAACCAGUAUCAGGGUUCUGCGUCCUCUACGACGGUGAGAAGGCCGUCCUCCCCGUCGCCCUCUUCUGCGGCUUCGGACCAUCCGCCACCAAGUGUUCGUCCGAGCAACGUUGCGCCUCCAACCCCGCCCUACGGCCGGACGGUGCCGCCAUCUCCUCAAAGACCCAAUACCGAUGACCCAUCUGAGGUUCUCAAGAAGAAGCUGCUGGAGAUGCUUCAUUCUGAUACUGUUGCAUUGAGGAAGUCGAGGGAAGAGGAGACGGACUCGCUCGUCCGGGCGCAGCCGGAGUUGAAACGGCGGGGGCGACAGAUAGAUGAAGGGCUGAGGCAGAUGAUAGACGAGAAGGAGGGGUUGGAGCAGUUGCUUCAGAUGGUUCUUAUGAACACGGAUGUGCUUGAGACGUGGCUGAGAGAAAAUGGCGAGAAGAAUAAGUUGGUGAUCGACGUCGACGACGUUUUUGAACCCUGCGAUCCUCUGUCUCGGCAGAUGGUUGACUGCACUGCUUCCGAUCUCGCAAUUGAGGAUACAUUCUACUCUCUAGAUAAGGCAAUGCAGCAAGGAGUUAUCCCCUUCGACGUGUACAUGAGGAACAUAAGAGCUCUGUCUCGAGAGCAAUUCUUCCAUCGAGCAACUUCUGCAAAAAUCAGGGCAGCUCAAAUGCAGUCUGUUAUUACGAGUAUGGCUUCUCGCGCUACUCCUUAUGGCGUUUGAAUCAGAUGACACUGCCGCCUGAUUGCAUUUCUCCUUCCAAGUUUCGGUGAUGGGUACGUACUGCCAAAUUGGUGUCCGUGGAGUUAUCUUGGAUACUGCCAAGUUGAGAACUGAUCGAUUGGUUCCUUCCUUAAGGUCUUUCGUGUGCAAACUGUAAUUCUGAGAGCUUGAGUUCAUGGGGAGUGUUCAGUUGUCUUGAUGAUGCGUACUUGUACAGCUUUCUUCUGCUGUUUUUUAGUGAGGAAUUUACAGGAUAUCACUGGUACUUGGUCUGUGCUGCUUUAGGCAUCCCCAUACGCAUCCUUUUGUGUUCUUUCUAUCGUGUUUAGAGGGAAACAGGUUUUUGUUGUCCCAUUGGUUGUCUAACGCCUCGAGCUCUUAAAACAGAAUAUCUCUGGAAGUAUGUAUAUUUUUUUUGUUCGUCUUUUUUUGUGUUUAUAUUGUAGUUCAAUCCAAAUUCAAAUACAUAUGUGACAAUUUCAAUUACAAACCUAUGUUAUUCUUUUCUUUGUUAACUUUAA